Sorex fumeus (smoky shrew) is the source of this 264-nucleotide messenger RNA. Its product is annotated as diazepam-binding inhibitor-like 5. The record is from RefSeq and is a predicted model, not a curated record. Gene Ontology annotation, biological process: fatty acid metabolic process. The transcript has a single exon. Gene Ontology annotation, molecular function: fatty-acyl-CoA binding. NCBI's taxonomy places the organism in Eukaryota, Metazoa, Chordata, Mammalia, Eulipotyphla, Soricidae. Gene Ontology annotation, cellular component: mitochondrion. Bases 1 to 264 code for a protein of 87 amino acids.
AUGUGCCAGGUGGAGUUUGAACUGGCCUGUGCUGCUGUUAAGCAGUUGAAGACGCCCCUAAGUGACCAGGAGAAACUGUCGGUGUACAGCUUAUAUAAACAGGCCACCCAGGGGGACUGUGACAUCCCUGCCCCUCCCAGCACCGAUGUCAAAGCCACAGCAAAGUGGGAGGCCUGGAGCAAGAACAAAGGAAUGUCCAAGAUAGAUGCCAUGAGGCUCUAUGUUGCCAAAGUGGAAGAACUGAAGAAAAACGACACUGGUUAG